AUGGACCAGGCAGCUGAGAAACCACGAAAAUGCCCCGGCCUAGAAUGCGAAAACGAUGCAAGCACAUUGCAAUGCCCAACUUGUCUGAAGCAGGGAACAGAGAGCUACUUUUGUUCGCAGGACUGUUUUAAGCGGAGUUGGGGAGAGCACAAGAAGGUCCACAAAAGUACCAACCCCUUGCGCAAACUCUUUCCUCCCAACAUCGUGUCUGAACCCGAUCCAGAAAGUGGUCAUUUCAACCCCUUCCCUACCUUUGGCUUUACUGGCCCCCUACGACCGGUCUAUCCUUUAUCUGCCAAGCGAGAAGUGCCCCGAUCGAUACCACACCCCGAUUAUGCUGCAGAUGGCAUACCUCGAUCAGAGCAGAAAUUUGUGGGCAGGCACAACGUCAAGGUCCUGGAUGCAAAAGAGCAAGAGGGAAUGAGAAAGGUUUGCAGAUUAGCCAGAGAAGUUCUGGACAUAGCAGCGACAGAGUCAUAUCCAUCACCCCUAAAUUACUAUCACUUUCCCAAGUCAGUCUGCACAUCGCCUAACGAAGUUAUCUGCCAUGGCAUACCCGACCAAAGAGUUCUUCUCGAAGGCGACAUUCUCAAUCUCGACGUCACACUCUACCAUGAAGGGUUCCAUGGCGACCUGAAUGAAACGUACCACGUAGGUGAGCCAGCACGAGCAGACGCAGACUCGGUCCGCGUGGUAGAGACGGCUCGCGAAUGUCUAGAUAAGGCGAUUGAGAUUGUCAAGCCAGGAAUGCUCUUCCGAGAUCCGGGGAAUGUGAUUGAGAAGCAUGCCAAGAGCCGUGAUUGCAGCGUCAUCAAGACCUAUUGUGGUCACGGCAUCAAUCAACUCUUCCACACAGUGCCCAAUAUUCCUCAUUACGCGAAGAACAAGGCAGUAGGCACCGCAAAGGCUGGAAUGUGCUUCACCAUUGAGCCGAUGAUCAGUCUCGGUUCGUAUCGAGACAAGACGUGGCCGGAUGACUGGACUAGCGUCACAACGGAUGGUUCUCGAACAGCACAGUUCGAACACACCCUUCUUGUUACAGAGGAUGGAGUGGAGAUUCUGACAGCACGAUUACCAACCUCGCCUGGUGGGCCGAUAGCCAUGCCAGAAAAGGUUGAGGCGGUUCCAAAUGGCUUGAAGUAA
Messenger RNA from Endocarpon pusillum Z07020, 1143 nucleotides. RefSeq lists its product as uncharacterized. The coding region runs from base 1 to 1143 and encodes 380 amino acids. The record is from RefSeq and is a predicted model, not a curated record. Lineage: Eukaryota; Fungi; Ascomycota; Eurotiomycetes; Verrucariales; Verrucariaceae. The transcript has 3 exons. Gene Ontology annotation, biological process: proteolysis. Gene Ontology annotation, molecular function: metalloaminopeptidase activity.